Molecule: messenger RNA, 1634 nt
Organism: Durio zibethinus
Lineage: Eukaryota; Viridiplantae; Streptophyta; Magnoliopsida; Malvales; Malvaceae
Gene: MOD1
Product: NAD(P)-binding Rossmann-fold superfamily protein
Biological process (GO): fatty acid biosynthetic process
Molecular function (GO): enoyl-[acyl-carrier-protein] reductase (NADH) activity
Source: RefSeq, a predicted model, not a curated record
AAUAGCUACUUUGAGUAUUUGUUUUUUGUUGGUUGAUUGAUCUGCCUUUUGCCUAUGCCUUCGCCUUUUCCGUCGACGCUUUGAAGGAAACAAAAUCCUUUGUAGAAACACCUCGAUCUCAUCGAACUCCCUCAAGAUUUCUUCUUCUCUUUUUAUCACUUCACUCUCCACAUUGGCUCUCUCUGCCUCUCAAAGGUAGAUUUUCAGUUUCUGCUGUCAAAUAUCACUUUUUGAGAAUGGCUGCAACAGUAGCUUCCAGCCUUCAAAUAGCAGCAGCAAGACCCUGUAUUUCAUCUUCUCCCAGAGUUGUUAAAGCAGGUGCUGCCAUUCUAGGUGCCAAUUCCAAAAGCGUAUCAUGGACUAAGCUAACAAGUGCUUGCAACAUAUCAUCUUUAGAGCCUUUCCGACGCAGUUUUAUGUCAUCUCCAGUAAAGUUUAACAAGGUUGUGACAAAUGCAAUGUCUGAAUCUAGUGAAAAUAAGCCCAUUUCUGGGUUGCCAAUUGACUUGAAAGGUAAGAGGGCAUUUAUUGCUGGUGUAGCCGAUGACAAUGGUUAUGGCUGGGCAAUAGCAAAAUCUCUUGCUGCUGCAGGUGCUCAAAUACUAGUCGGAACUUGGGUGCCUGCUUUGAACAUAUUUGAAACCAGCUUGCGACGUGGAAAGUUUGAUGAAUCACGCUUAUUGCCAGAUGGCUCUUUAAUGGAGAUUACCAAAGUAUAUCCCCUAGAUGCAGUCUUUGACAACCCUGAUGAUGUACCUGAAGAUAUAAAAACAAAUAAGCGUUAUGCAGGAUCCUCAAAUUGGACUGUUCAGGAAGUUGCUGAAUCUGUUAAACACGAUUUUGGGAGCAUUGACAUUCUUGUGCAUUCACUAGCUAAUGGGCCAGAGGUCAGCAAACCUCUUUUGGAGACAUCUCGGAAGGGAUAUCUUGCAGCUUUAUCUGCUUCAAGUUACUCCUACAUUUCUUUACUCAAGCAUUUUCUCCCAUUAAUGAAUCCAGGGAGCUCUUCAAUUUCCCUUACAUACAUUGCUUCUGAGCGUAUUAUUCCAGGAUAUGGUGGAGGUAUGAGUUCUGCCAAAGCUGCUCUAGAAAGUGACACAAAAGUACUUGCUUUUGAAGCAGGAAGAAAACACAAAAUUAGGGUCAACACAAUAUCUGCUGGUCCACUAAGAAGUCGUGCUGCAAAAGCAAUCGGAUUUAUUGAUACGAUGAUCGAAUAUUCAAUGGCCAAUGCACCUCUCCAGAAAGAACUAUCUGCAGAUGAGGUGGGGAACACUGCUGCCUUCUUGGCUUCACCUUUGGCUUCAGCUAUCACAGGUGCUGUCAUAUAUGUUGAUAACGGUCUGAAUGCAAUGGGUGUUGGAGUUGACAGUCCCAUAUUUAAAGACCUCAACAUUCCAAGCGACAAGCGUUAGGAGUAGCUGCCUUGGUGUUGUUAGCAAAUCUGAUGCUGAAGGUUUAUUGUCGGCACCGCGUCUUGGAUGUUUGAUCAGCGGCCCCUUGAGAAUUCCAUGCCCUACCAUUUUUGUUUUUUUGUUUUUUUUUUGGUACACUGACUUUUCUGCCAACUCUAGAUCAAACUCUUUUGAGUGAACAAUUUCAAUUAAUAGAUCGAUUUGCCGCUGUUUCAUUUA